CACUACUUACGACAAAUAGCAAUAGGUAAAUAUCCAACGAUUUAUGUGGAACAACCAACGUUGCACAUAUUACAUUGUAAACUCUUCGUGAAACGUUCCCAUUUAUUCACAUUUCACUUCUCGAAUUUCUUUCAGUACUGUCACUCAUCGUUCUUUUAAAGCACACGCAGAAAAAAAAUAUGGAUCAAGUAACAAAAGUGUUGGAACCUGGACGCCAGUUUUCUAAAGACUCUGUUAGGCUGGUUAAAAGAUGUACUAAACCUGACCGGAAAGAGUUUCAAAAAAUCGCAAUUGCCACGGCCAUUGGUUUUUGUAUUAUGGGUUUCAUUGGUUUCUUUGUCAAACUUAUUCACAUACCCAUUAACAACAUCAUUGUAGGAUCAUGAAGUGUUAGCGAUUCAACUUCUCUAUUUCCUGAAAACAACCUUUCUUGAUGAUAAGAUGUGUAUAAUUCACAAUUUUUGUUUUUAUACUGUGUAUUAAAUAUUUGUGAACAUCAUUUA
Messenger RNA from Aphis gossypii (cotton aphid), 503 nucleotides. Its product is annotated as protein transport protein Sec61 subunit gamma. Gene Ontology annotation, biological process: post-translational protein targeting to membrane, translocation; protein targeting. Gene Ontology annotation, cellular component: Ssh1 translocon complex; membrane. Gene Ontology annotation, molecular function: transmembrane protein transporter activity. The transcript is spliced from 4 exons. The record is from RefSeq and is a predicted model, not a curated record. NCBI's taxonomy places the organism in Eukaryota, Metazoa, Arthropoda, Insecta, Hemiptera, Aphididae. Bases 180 to 386 code for a protein of 68 amino acids.